AUGGUAGUGAAAGUAGCUUCGACCUGUUUGCAAUGGUCGCAGCCCAUUGUUCCACACUCUCCCCCUUCCUCUCAAUCUCUAGCAUCCGCAAUAGCAUCUCCUUCCUCAAAACGACGUACCCGUGGCGGCGACGGCGGAGCUGUUCUAUGCCUCUACGUCCACAGCUUGAAUCGGUCGGCUCUGUUCGGAGCUCCAUCGACGAAGCUAAACCGAUCCAGGUCAUGCGAGUUACCGAAGCCGAGAUUUCGGUCCAUGAAAAGAGCUUGCAGUGCGAACUUGGACGCCUUCUCCGAUGAAGAGUUCUCGAAGAAGAUUCAAGAGCUCGCUCUCAGAUUCCAGCUCUCGGACGAUUUUGACGGUGAAGAUAACGGUGACGGUAACACCGCGAAUUCGGAAACAGAGACAGCUGAUUCUGAUAGUCGCCGCGUGAAUGACUCUUCUUCAACAAUGAGAUUUGAACAGAACCAGAGCCUGUUCGAGUUGCCGCUCGAUCUGGAGCUACCGUGGUCGUUCGAUUGGCAGCAGCGGGACGAGAUUGUUCCGGAGGCGAGCAUCGAGCGGAAGGCGAACAGCGUUGACCUUCCGCUCUCUCUCCGAAUGAUCAAGAGAAAGCUACAGUGGCAGGAAGGGUUCAGAGAAGCAGGGGAAUCCGCGUGUUCCUCUGUGAAAAAGGCCUUCUCUUCCAUGGUGUUCAUAAUCCGAGAGCUCCAUACGUACACCUUACAGAUGAGAGAGCUUCUCUUCUACGAAGAUUUACAGGGGAUUUUGGGUCGUGUUCAGAAGGAGAUGCACGCUUCGUUCGUUUGGCUUUUUCAACAGGUCUUCUCUCAAACGCCGACGCUAAUGGUGUACGUGAUGAUCCUCCUGGCCAAUUUCACCGUCUACUCAUUAGGCCACAACGCCGCCAUUGCGGCUGCUCCGCCACCUGGGAUAUAUUCCAGUGCAACUGAGACUACUAUAUCAGUGGAGGAGGUUCAGAAUCACAACGAUAAAUUGGAUAAUACCCAAUUUGAUUCCUCGACAAGUAAGUCGUUUUCUGUGAAUGGGAAAACGACAUCCGUAGGCGGAAACAAUGGCGGUGGUGGGAAAGCCCGACCCGUGGGCAGCGGCACGGAAGGAGACGGCCGGUUCGACGGGACGGACCAAUACCGGACAAUUGUCCCCGACGGAGCUUCUCAGUUGUCCUCACUUGGGACGACGACAGAGGCAGAGUCGGUGUCCGGGCAAGAGAGCAGAGAGGAGGAGUUGGCUGUGUGGAAUUCGAUAGUGGAAGAAGCUCAUGAAAUGCGAGGCAACCAUGAAGCUCUGAACCAUGAAACGAUGGAGAGAUUUGUUUCGCCGGUGGUGGCGAGUAUGGAGGGUGAUGAUUACGAGGAGUACUUCAGAACAGAGCUUCUCUACCAAACGGGACUAUCCAUAGAGCCCAGCAAUGCUCUGCUUCUUGCCAAUUACGCUCAGUUCCUCUACCAAGUUGCUCGUGAUUAUGAUAGAGCUGAAGAGUACUUCAAGAAGGCAGUAGGGCUGGAGUCACCGGACGCGGAGGCCUACAACAAAUACGCGACGUUUCUGUGGAGGGUUCGAAACGACUUGUGGGCUGCAGAAGAAACCUUCUUGGAAGCUAUUUCAGCUGACCCAAGCAACUCAUACUACGCUGCCAACUAUGCCCAUUUUCUCUGGGACACCGGCGCUGAGGACACGUGUUUCCCUCUCAACUCUCCUGAUGAUGCCACCCAAGAUGCUUAG
Molecule: messenger RNA, 1743 nt
Organism: Prunus armeniaca (apricot)
Lineage: Eukaryota; Viridiplantae; Streptophyta; Magnoliopsida; Rosales; Rosaceae
Source: the annotation of a GenBank genome assembly